Peronospora matthiolae is the source of this 267-nucleotide messenger RNA. The record is from the annotation of a GenBank genome assembly. Lineage: Eukaryota; Oomycota; Peronosporomycetes; Peronosporales; Peronosporaceae.
AUGGAGAUGAAGGUCAAGAUUGACGCUCCAGUCAUUGCGAAUGAAGAAAACCGAAGUGCGAUUGCUAUUGCGAAAAGUGAGGGAUAUCAAAGUCGAGCGACGCACAUUUAUAUUCGCUAUAAUUUUGUUCGCGAUCAAGUCAAGGCCAAGGUGGCACAGCUGGAGUACAUUAAAACCAAGUUACAGCUCGCCGAAUUUCUGACGAAGGCGAUUCCGACCAGCAAGGUCCAGUUUCUCGUGGCAAAGACAAACGUUGGAGACUUCUAG